AUGACAAGGGCUUGCAGGUUCCCCCUCUGGGUGCUAGCUGGAGGAGUGCUGGGAGUCACCAGACCUGCAGCCCUGGCAUGGCUCAAGGGAGAUCUCAUCACAGCGAGUCUGGCAUUGACGAUGCUCUUCAUGGGGAUGACUCUCGAUGUGAAGGACUUCCAGCGGGUCAUGCAGAGCCCGAGGCAAGUGUUCCUCGGCUUCAUGUGCCAGUUCACCAUCAUGCCCUUCCUGGGCUGGUCCAUGGCGAAGCUCUUCGGCCUGUCGCCUGCCUUCGCCGUGGGGCUCAUCCUGGUCUCGGCAUGUCCGGGAGGCACAGCGAGCAACCUGGUCACUCUCAUCGCCAAGGCAGAUGUCGCUCUUUCAGUGCUCAUGACGACUGUCUCCACCAUGGCGGCUCCCAUCAUGACGCCUCUCCUCACCUCCAUCCUCGCUGGCUCCUUGGUGCCCGUCGAUGCCUCAGGCUUGCUCAUCUCUACCCUUCAGGUCGUCUUAGCUCCUGUUGGGCUCGGGCUUGCCAUCAACACCUUCGCUCCAGCAGUUUGCAAGAUGGUGUCGGGAGUGACCCCCCUGCUCUGCGUCGUGCUGGUCUCUCUCAUAUGUGGCAGCGUGAUAGCUCAGACAGCGUCCUCCUUCAUCGCAGCCGGUCUCCCUCUUCUCGGAGCUGUCAUCGGCCUCCACCUCGGAGGGUUCCUUCUUGGAUAUUUUGUUCCGAGAAUCCUCGGCUAUCCCGAACCCAUUUCAAGAACAGUUUCCAUUGAGACGGGAAUGCAGAACAGCGCGUUGGGAGUGGUGCUGGCAACUCGCAACUUUGCGGAUCCUCUGACGGCCCUCCCAUGUGCCAUCUCAGCUACUUGCCACUCUGUCCUCGGCUCCUCGUUCGCGGCGUACUGGAGGCUGGGAGGAAGAAAGAAGGAGGAGCCAAAAGAUCCUUCAAGAGGGAACGUCAUCGGCGGCUUCGUCAACGGCCUCGUCAACGGGAUCCAAGGGACGGCCAGAGAGCUGCAGGUCCAGCUCAGACUUUUCCGAUCUGUUUCCUGA
Guillardia theta CCMP2712 is the source of this 1038-nucleotide messenger RNA. RefSeq lists its product as hypothetical. Gene Ontology annotation, cellular component: membrane. The coding region runs from base 1 to 1038 and encodes 345 amino acids. NCBI's taxonomy places the organism in Eukaryota, Cryptophyceae, Pyrenomonadales, Geminigeraceae. The transcript is spliced from 10 exons. The record is from RefSeq and is a predicted model, not a curated record.